UUCAAAUUUCCCGCCAUCGUCAACUUGCCGCUCAGUGCAGCUGUACCAACCAGACGUCACAGUUGAAGGCAUCGCUUUAGUGGUGUACAAUGGCAGCGAAUAUUCAACACUCAAAAAAACGCGUUUGCUACUAUUAUGAUGGCGACAUCGGAAACUACUAUUACGGCCAGGGGCACCCAAUGAAGCCUCAUCGGAUGCGCAUGACGCAUAAUUUGAUCCUUAAUUAUGGUCUUUAUCGGCGCAUGGAGAUUUACCGGCCUCAUAAGGCUACACAAGAAGAAAUGACCAAGUACCACAGCGACGAAUAUGUCCGCUUCCUGCGCUCAAUUAGGCCCGAUAACAUGAGCGAGUAUAAUAAAUUUAUGCAAAAAUUCAACGUCGGCGAGGAUUGUCCCGUAUUCGACGGGCUCUAUGAAUUCUGUCAGCUAUCAACUGGAGGUUCGGUCGCAGGCGCAGUUAAGCUUAACAAGCAGGCAACUGACAUCGCGAUCAACUGGUCAGGCGGUCUUCACCACGCGAAGAAAUCGGAGGCCUCAGGAUUCUGUUACGUCAACGAUAUUGUGCUCGCCAUCCUCGAGCUUCUCAAGUAUCACCAGCGUGUUCUUUACAUCGAUAUCGACGUCCAUCAUGGCGACGGUGUCGAAGAAGCUUUUUAUACGACCGAUCGAGUCAUGACUGCUUCGUUUCAUAAGUAUGGAGAGUACUUCCCCGGCACAGGCGAUCUCCGUGACAUUGGCGCUGGCAAAGGCAAAUACUACGCGGUAAACUUUCCCCUCCGCGAUGGUAUCGACGACGAACAGUACCACGAAGAAGUAUUUAAACCUUUAAUGACAAAGGUGAUGGAGAUGUACCAGCCGAGCGCCGUUGUGCUUCAAUGUGGUGCUGAUUCGCUUUCGGGUGAUCGACUUGGUUGUUUCAACCUGACGCUGAAAGGACACGGGAAAUGCGUGGAUUUCAUGCGCAAAUUUAACGUGCCCCUUCUUCAACUGGGCGGUGGAGGUUAUACGAUUCGGAAUGUGUCACGCUGCUGGACCUAUGAGACAGCAGUGGCGUUGGGUGUUGAAAUCGCCAAUGAGCUGCCCUAUAACGAUUACUUCGAGUAUUUUGGGCCGGACUUCAAGCUGCACAUCUCGCCGUCGAACAUGGGCAACCAGAACUCACAAGAGUAUGUCGACAAGGUUCGCACUCGGCUGUUUGAGAAUCUCCGUAUGCUUCCACACGCGCCUUCUGUGCAAAUGCAGCAGACACCUGAUGAUGCGAUCGAUACCGAUAAGGUAAAGGCUGAUGAGGACGAAGCCGCUGACUCUGGCAAGAACGACGAGCAGCGCAUCAGCAUUCGACACUCAGAGAAGCGAGUCGCCAAUGAGGAGGAGUUUUCUGACUCUGAAGACGAAGGUUCUGGAGGCCGUCGUGACGUCCGGUCUCACAAGCCUAAGAGGCAUAAGAAAGUGUCCCAGGGCGCUGAAGCUGAUAAUGACGCCACAGGCAACGAUAAGCCUGUAAAUCCAGCAGGUGACGCGGAUUCCAAAGACGAGAAACCUGAUUCUAAGGCCUAAUUGACUAUAUAGCUAGCUAAUGAUCAAGCAGCUA
Molecule: messenger RNA, 1590 nt
Organism: Varroa destructor (honeybee mite)
Lineage: Eukaryota; Metazoa; Arthropoda; Arachnida; Mesostigmata; Varroidae
Gene: HDAC1
Product: histone deacetylase 1
Biological process (GO): heterochromatin formation
Cellular component (GO): NuRD complex
Molecular function (GO): histone deacetylase activity
Source: RefSeq, a predicted model, not a curated record